CUCGACGGAGAGUAUCCCAAACAGUGUCGUAUGGCACAUCUCCUCUUCGGCUUUCGCGGUGCAUCUGCCAAUGGUGACCGCGUUGGGCUGACAGACGCAAUGUCCACCGAGUCCCCCAUCCACCCCAUCCUGGUCAUGGAAGAGUCUUCAGACCUUCCAAAUGAGCUUCUAGAAGGAUUCUCCAGCGCCACAGUGUCUUCCUCGCAGGAAGUAAUCAUAGGUUGGCAAAAAUGGGGUCUGCAUGAGCCAAUCAGACCGUUUCAAUCCUCCACGCCUCAAGUUGAGUGGCGGAUGAGGUUGGCUGCAGAAACGCCCGAAACGCCCGCAAAAGCAAUUCUUCAAACUCUUGAUGCUCACGAUGUACGGUCUCAGAGGGCGCGUGCCAAUAGCUUGCCGUUGUCCUUCGAUCGAGUAGCAUCGAUCGAACAAGCAAUGAUUGAUUUCAUGGUAAUUUCGAAUCUCAUGCAUGCCAAAGAUCUCCCGCUUGCUAUUAGUCAACCGAGUCUAGCAUUGUGUUACAGUUGAAAAUGCCGCUUGCAAUUCUUCACGGCAUUACCGAUAUAUGACAGCACGAUAUUCGGG
Mollisia scopiformis is the source of this 582-nucleotide messenger RNA. RefSeq lists its product as uncharacterized. The transcript has a single exon. The coding region runs from base 31 to 525 and encodes 164 amino acids. NCBI's taxonomy places the organism in Eukaryota, Fungi, Ascomycota, Leotiomycetes, Helotiales, Mollisiaceae. The record is from RefSeq and is a predicted model, not a curated record.